Messenger RNA from Danio rerio (zebrafish), 543 nucleotides. It is a transcript of the gene il10, whose product is annotated as interleukin 10. The record is from RefSeq and is marked provisional. Gene Ontology annotation, biological process: signal transduction; immune response; regulation of cytokine production. Gene Ontology annotation, cellular component: extracellular region. Gene Ontology annotation, molecular function: cytokine activity. Lineage: Eukaryota; Metazoa; Chordata; Actinopteri; Cypriniformes; Danionidae.
AUGAUUUUCUCUGGAGUCAUCCUUUCUGCUCUGCUCACGCUUCUUCUUUGCGACUGUGCUCAGAGCAGGAGAGUCGAAUGCAAAACUGACUGUUGCUCAUUUGUGGAGGGCUUUCCUUUAAGACUGAGGGAGCUCCGUUCUGCAUACAAAGAAAUUCAGAAGUUUUAUGAGUCCAACGAUGACUUGGAACCAUUAUUAAAUGAGGACAUAAAACAUAACAUAAACAGUCCCUAUGGAUGUCACGUCAUGAACGAGAUCCUGCAUUUCUACUUGGAGACCAUUCUGCCAACAGCUCUUCAGAAGAAUCCUUUAAAGCACUCCACAACCCCAAUCGACUCCAUUGGAAAUAUAUUUCAGGAACUCAAGCGGGAUAUGGUGAAAUGCAAGAGGUACUUUUCUUGCCAAAAUCCCUUUGAAGUCAACAGCUUAAAGAAUUCAUAUGAAAAGAUGAAGGAAAAGGGGGUCUAUAAAGCUAUGGGGGAGCUUGAUUUGCUCUUUAGGUACAUCGAGCAGUAUCUAGCCUCAAAGAGGGUUAAGCACUAA